Messenger RNA from Miscanthus lutarioriparius, 1218 nucleotides. Lineage: Eukaryota; Viridiplantae; Streptophyta; Magnoliopsida; Poales; Poaceae. The record is from the annotation of a GenBank genome assembly.
AUGCUUGUUGAUGGCAUGUACCAAGGCUACUAUGUGCUCAACACCUUCAGGUUGAAGCCUGCUGAGGAAUCCCCACUCCAAAACCAGGUGACACAAUCAUCUGCCUUGUCAGCUCCUCUUAAGCGCACUCGUGCAGCAGCUUCUAGCGUCAGGACUAACAAGGCUUCCAACCAUGAGCUACAAGCUUCUCUGAGAAAAUUGGAAACCGUUGUUGCAAAUAUGACAGAGUUUGUCAUUCUACUGGGUGGAUGCAAGCAGAUGCAUAAAAGUCCCUAUGACACCUACAUCUACAUUGACAAUUUCAUGUUCAGUCGCGUCGUGGAGAAGCAGGAGCUGAUCAACGCCCUGUUGCAAGACAACUCUCCUGUAGGUGUUCCAGCUGUUGUACCAGUAAUUGGUGCAUACAGAGCCGGGAAGAAAAGCUUAGUUGGGUAUGUUUGCAAUGAUAAUAUGGUUCGCUCUCACUUCUCCUCAGGUUUGCACUUGAAAAGCAGUAACUUUCUGAAUGUAAGCCGUGAAACAUUCAUACCUGUAAGGACUUUAGUUGUUGUUGAGUUUAUUUCAGAUGUGGAUGACGGUGAAUGGGUAAAGUUUUAUUCAGAUGCAUCGUCACAGAUGGGCGCAGGAAGCAAAGUGAUCAUCGUAAGCAGGUUCCAAGAGACAGCAAGGUUUGGAACUGUAAAGCCAAUCAUCCUCAGAAGCUUGUCAGAUGCAGAGUUUUCUUACCUCUUCAAGGUACUCGCAUUCGGAGGGACAGACCCAGAGAAUCACCCACAACUUGAAUCAAUAGCUAUGGAGCUAGCCAUGACCCUGAAUGGGUUGCUCCUCGUGGGUAAUAUGCUCGCUGACAUGUUGAGGAAGAAUCAAGACGUCCAAUUCUGGUUUCAUAUAUUGAAAAGGCUCAGGAAAUCAAUAGAGCAUAAUUUUUCCAGGUUUGGUGAGCAUCCGAAACAACUUCUUGAGAGGGACCAUCCGCUUAAUAUGACAAUGCUGGUUCCGCCGCCUUCUGCUACACUUUGUGUCAUGCCAUCCCACGACGAAACUAGGUUACUGCCCAAGGUGAAGCUUGCAGACAUUGUGCAAGGUUCAACUACUAUUCUACCCAAUGAGGAGUUUCAGAUAAUUACUAAGUUUGUCACAAACUGUAUCGCUGAGGAGCGUCCUUGUACUUCCUCAGACAACAAAAGGCAUAAGUCAGCAUGUAACAGUACUAGUUGA